UUCGCAGAAAAAAGCGAAGAUUGAUUGUUUCUCUCUCCACAUUUCUUGCAAGUCCUCUCCUUCUCUUCUCUUCUCUUCUCUUCUCAGGUAAUUUUCAACGAUUCCCUUUUUCAUUUCCCUUCCUCUUCAUCAUCGUCAUCGUAAUCUUCAUCUUCUUCUUUUUCUUCUUCUAUCCUUCAUCGAUUGACGCUAUGUCUAGAUCAUCACCGCUUCAAUUUGACCUUUGCGUGAUUUCGCUUUGACUGAGUCCUUUCUUUAGUUUACCCUUCGUCUGAAAAUCCCGGUUGAUCUUCAGCCUAGAAUUUUCCGAAUUGACCUAUGGGGAGGUUGUUUGUGGUUCAUCUCGAGGGGAAGGUCUAUAGCUGCAAACACUGCCGUACCCAUCUUGCUCUCUAUGAAGACAUCGUUUCCAAGUCUUUCCACAGCAGACAUGGGAAAGCUUAUCUCUUCAGUAAGGUCGUGAAUGUUACUGCUGGAGAAAACGAGGACAGACAGAUGCUCACUGGGAUGCAUACUGUGGCUGACAUUUUCUGUGUGGGGUGUGGAUCAAUUGUGGGUUGGAAAUACGAGACAGCUCAUGAAAAAAUCCAGAAGUACAAGGAAGGAAAAUCUGUACUUGAACGGUACAAGGUGUCAGGUCCUGAUAGCUGCAAUUAUUGGGUCGGCCAUGAAGCACAUGGUGGAAGUGAUGCAGAUGACGCUUAGUCAUCUGCCUUUGACAAUUGAAUUGUACAUUCUUUAAUCCCCUUCCCCUGUUGUUCAACGAGUGUGGAUUUUAUUCGGGCAGUAUUGCAAAAUCUGCAUGUUGUCCCAAAGACAAUUUAAAUACAUUUGAUUGUUAAUUCUGAUGUAAAAAAAAAAACAACUAAUGUUAAAACUUCUAAGUUCGAAUCAAUCAUGUUUUUCUUGUUGUA
Molecule: messenger RNA, 914 nt
Organism: Vigna angularis (adzuki bean)
Lineage: Eukaryota; Viridiplantae; Streptophyta; Magnoliopsida; Fabales; Fabaceae
Product: protein yippee-like
Exons: 5
Coding region: 319-705 (128 amino acids)
Cellular component (GO): ubiquitin ligase complex
Source: RefSeq, a predicted model, not a curated record